CCCGUCCUAUUCUGUCCCUCAGGGUCACAUCCCCAGGUUGUCCGUAAGGUCUUCACCAACAGUCGGGAGCGCUGGCGGCAGCAGAAUGUCAACGGGGCGUUCGCUGAGCUGCGGAGCCUCAUCCCCACACACCCACCUGACAGAAAGCUGAGCAAAAACGAGAUCCUGCGACACGCUCUGAAGUACAUCAACUUCCUGGACCGGCUCCUGACUGAUCAGGACCACAGGGUGGCCCCCAGGGGCCGGGCUGGGAGCCUAGGGGAUGAUGAGGGACUGGAGGGCGUGUUCUCACCAAACUCCAGCUGGAACCAGAGUUCAGAAGAUGGAGACUCUGAUGGUCUUUCAGAAGAGCAGAAUCAGCUGCACCUCUACCUGCACUCCAUGUUGGACUGAUCCGAACCCGCUGGCAGUAAAAGAAACCAGUGGACCGGUUUUGUGUGGAAACUCAAAUGGAAGCAUCCAUUAUGUGUUUAAAGCCUGUAUUCUGUAUUAAAGAAAUUUAGCUUGGUGGAGGAUGAUCCUCUGUGUUGUAGAUUGAGUCCUAUACAUUACAGUGAGGUUAUUGUUAGAAUAAUGAUAAUUAGGAUUGUCAUUAAUGUUUUGUUUCAAAGAAACAGCCCUUUAAGAAGUGACUCCAUGUGAUAUUCACAUCUGUCUUUUGCUCAGUAGAAAGUUUCUGAUUUAACGUCAAGGCUUUAAAGUUCUGGCGUUUAGCAGAAGAACCAGGAAGCUGGUUCAGUUUCCUUAGUUUUAAAGGAAGAUUUUGUGCUUUUUGAAGUUUUAUUUUGUUCCUUCACACCUUUUUUUUCUUUGUGAUGUUUAGAAAAAUCUCUUGUUGUUCUGUGAUUUUUUCUAUCUAUGAUACAAUUAAAUGUUUUUAAUCAGCU
Cyprinodon tularosa is the source of this 887-nucleotide messenger RNA. Its product is annotated as T-cell acute lymphocytic leukemia protein 1 homolog. Gene Ontology annotation, molecular function: RNA polymerase II cis-regulatory region sequence-specific DNA binding; protein dimerization activity; DNA-binding transcription factor activity, RNA polymerase II-specific. The transcript has a single exon. The annotation marks the transcript as partial. Gene Ontology annotation, biological process: regulation of transcription by RNA polymerase II. Lineage: Eukaryota; Metazoa; Chordata; Actinopteri; Cyprinodontiformes; Cyprinodontidae. The record is from RefSeq and is a predicted model, not a curated record.